Trichoplusia ni (cabbage looper) is the source of this 8718-nucleotide messenger RNA. RefSeq names its product apoptotic protease-activating factor 1-like (gene Apaf-1). NCBI's taxonomy places the organism in Eukaryota, Metazoa, Arthropoda, Insecta, Lepidoptera, Noctuidae. The transcript is spliced from 20 exons. The record is from RefSeq and is a predicted model, not a curated record. The coding region runs from base 702 to 5291 and encodes 1529 amino acids. Gene Ontology annotation, molecular function: ADP binding; protein binding. Gene Ontology annotation, biological process: regulation of apoptotic process.
UUGAAUUAAGUGUGGUAAAACUUCUUUACAACUAUUAUAUUUCGGAUAUUGCUUGACUGAGAAUGUUGUGAAGAAGUAGUUAAUUUAUUAAAACUUCUGCUGCAUACCACAUUAUGUCUUUAAUUAGUCUAGAAUUCGAUAAUCGUGAAAAGGUGUCAAGAUUGCAUGGCAACUAACUAUUGCAUUGAUUAUUUAUAUAAUGUUACUCAUUCGAUUGUCAUCGUUCCCAUAUAUGUAAGUGUCCAUUCACUCUUUAAUAUCCCAUUCAUAUGAUCAAAACUGUAUAGUAGAUGCGAAACAAGGGGACAAAAAAUAACCUCUAAGACAUGAGGACAUUUUAUCCUGCAACACAAAUUUCCUUGAUGUAGCUCUGAGAAGGCAUCUACGUAUAUCUAGUGAUUAUUUCUCGUCGUUUUUUUUUUCUAUUACCAAUUUUGCCGUAUAAUUCAAGCCUUAGCCUUGACAAUCGUACUACGGUCAAAGACUUAUGUUCUCGAAUUUUAAUAUAGUACUUGUUUACCUAUCUUGUUAUGUAGGUGGCAUCUAUACGCAAGGUCGUAUUAUUGGUCAUGCUUAGUAUGAGACUUAAUUUCCAUCGGUCCACUAGUGUUUUCGGCCAACGAUUCAUAAUUUAAGAUAAAGUCGUCGUCUUAGUGAUUUUUCUGCAAAUUAAAAUUCAAGAUGAGUAGUGCACGUGGAAAAUGGACAACAAUAAACGCAUGCUCCUGCAGCGUUACCAGCAGGACAUCAUCAAUGAUUUAGACGUCAAUUAUAUCGUUGAUGAGUUGUACACGAAACACGCGAUUUCGUCAGAAGAAGUCGAACAUAUUUUUAGACUGCCGAGCCGUGUCGAUCAAACCCGAUUCUUACUUGAAACGAUUCGUAAUGGUAACAACGGAACUUAUGAAUCGUUUGUGGAUAGCUUGAUUAAAGACUACAAUUGGCUUUGGAAGAAAUUUACGGUGGAAAAUAAUAAUCCGAUGCCUAAUGAUAGCCUUGAGGACAGUCUCAGCAAAGGGGAUGUGCCGAGACUGCCUGACCAUCACGCGAGGAGGGCGAAAAUAGAGGAAAAUGUAGCAGAGAAAUUAAAGCAGCUUCCGCGGCACAAGAUCCUGGUUCUCCACGGCAUGUCAGGGUCGGGAAAGACCUGUGUGGUCCUCUCAGUGCUACGGGACAACCCCGACCUAGUCACGAACACAUUCAACGGCGUCGUGUUUUGGCUCAACUUUGGGAACUGCAAGACUGAUGAUGAUAUCAUUUUUCAACAAAGCAAAUUAUUAAGAAAAGCCUCCUCAAUCUACACCCAAAAUUCGUACAUGAACUCAUCGGUUUCCAUGUCAAGUAUCGGUUCAAAUGGCGACAGUCAUUCUUCAUCUACUUAUGAAUGGACGAUGGAUGAUCUGCGGGAUAAAUUGAAAGCUCAGUUCUCGGAACAACCCUUGAAGGAAUCCCUUUUGGUGCUAGACGAAGUGAACGAUAAGAAAUGUUUAGGUGCCUUCGAUAUCGGAUGCAAGAUUUUGGUGACGACGAGAGAUACUGAUGUUGUUGCCAAUUUUCAUCCGCAAAUUAUAAAGAUUGAAAAUAGUUUGGAAGAAAGGGAGUCUUUAGAAAUAUUUGCGUCUUCACUGGACAUGCAAGUAGCUCAACUACCUUGGCAGGCGAAAAAACUCCAUGAAAUAUGUAAAGGCAGCCCGUUUAACAUCGGCCUCAUCGGUGCUCAGUUGGCAGAGAAUAAGGAGAGGUUGAUGCAUGACCCGAAACGCUGGAACUAUUAUAUUAAGAAAUUGCAGAAUAAGGAACAUUUCUUAUUUAUCCCGAAAAACCAAGCAUACAACCCAAGACUCACAAUCGAAGUAUGCUGUAACUCUCUAAACGAGACAGUCUUACCACUAUUCAAAAAACUCAAAAUCUUACCCGACAACGUCAAAGUAUCAGCUAAAGUAUUAAGCAAGUUAUGGAAUAAGGAUGCCGGGCAAGUGGAAUCAAUCAUCAAGGAACUCCACAGCAAGUCUCUUAUAUCUCAAUUCUACGACAGAGAACAGAGGAACUACAUGUACGAGAUACAUGACCUCAUAAUGGACUACUUACGAAGUACCGGCGAAGAUGAAAGCAAGCUACAUGCGGAGUUUCUAAAUAGCUACAAGUACUACAACACGAAUCCUCCCGUAGAAAUCGUCGAUGAUGGAUACAUAGCUUUCUUUAUCGGCUACCAUAUCAAACAUACGAAGAACUUGAAUGAUAAGUACGGUUUGUUCAACAAGUUGUUCCUGAAUUUGAAGUUCUUGGGGAAUAAAGUCAGGUUGACGGGACCAGCUGAUGUGAUGUCUGAUCUACAGAAGUAUGAGAAUAAUAUUGUUACAAACGAGUUAGAAAGGGACCUGCUAAUCAACAUCAGAGGUUUCCUAAGCACGCACGGAACUGACCUCUACCAUUACCCAUGCACUGAUAUAGUUCAAAGUAUACUGCAGAAUGACUCUAGAGGCAUUCUAUAUUCUAAGGCGUCGCAAUUAGCUCAAGAGAAUUGCAAUAAGAACGAACUGUAUUUUGAGUUUCUACAUGAACACAAUGUUGAUGAGAUUAAACACUCGACAAUCGAUGUGAAGGAAACGAUCACGGCGGUGUGUUUCCUUGGCGACUAUGUACUUGUUGGUACUAAUUCGGGCGUGAUUAAGUUCUUCCACAUCCCAACGAACAAGCUCCGCAAAGAGCUCCGUGGUACAGGGUCUCCCAUCAAAUGGAUCGGCGUGGCGUGUACCAAGUCACCGCCGAUCGUCGCCGCGCUUGCGUACGACGGCGUUGUCAAGCUAUGGUACGUCGAUGACGUAGACUAUGAUGAUACUGAAGAUGUCAUUGAAGAAGAAUCAGAAGAGGUAUGCAACAAAAACUACGCAGACACAGAAACUCUAUUCGGGGCCUACCUAAACUGCAGAUGGACCAACAACGAGGAAUACCUAAUCAUGCACACAAACAAAAAGAUCAGCUUCUAUACACCACAGCGUCACAAGACUAAUAAAAUCGUCAAACCUAUUCAAGAUUUUGAGAGAGACCGUGAAGUGUUGUGCUGUGUGCCUUGUAAUCAUGACAAGUAUGUAUUUGUAGCGACGGACGGGAAUGCCCGCUGUGUGGAGGUUAUUGAUCUGAAAACAAAAGAACGAGUGAUCACGUUUGAAGAGACUGAUGUAGUAUUAGAUAUGGUUACGGUUCCUGGUAGCAACAAAAUCAUAACGCUGAAAGCCAACGAGAUUUCAGAACACGAAGUCAAAGUGAACAUCAAUUCUAUGAAAUCAAACACUUGGCGUUGCCGGCGAGUCAUAGCAAGCGACGAUAUCAAGGAUAACCUCUCAUUCUUGUCCAUUGCUGUGAACAAAACUGGAACUUUACUGUUCGUCUCGACAGAUGACAGCAGAGUCGUCUGUGUCGACUUGAAAACUUAUACAAGAUCGUUUGACCUUGAGAAUCGAAGAGGGAACGUAGUGGCAAUGGCAGUGAGUGAAAUGUUGAUGUGGGAUGAUUUCGAACCUGGCUCGGACGUCCUGCUAACAGGCACGGGUUGUGUCGAAGAUUCCGCCAAAGUAUGGUACUUGGAUGCUUCGUAUAUAUCGCAGAUGGCACAACGGAACGGAAGAGUGCGUUUAACAACGAAAUUCGAUGUCAGUUUCGUCAACCCAGUUUCGCCACAGAGUCCGAAUCUUCCCACGCCCAACAGUGGGACGGAGAGCGCCAACAACACUCCAAAACGGCAUCAAUCUUUCGCCAACCACAAGGAAGUUUCUAAAACAUUACUGAAAAACACAAUGAGUCUUGAUAGACAUUCUUUAAAACCGCUGAAUUUGUCGGGAAUUUGUAACAAUAAUGAUGGAGUGUUACAACCUCUGUUGGCUGUUGUGGAUGAUAAGAAUAAUAUCCAGGUAAUGCGCGGAAGGAAAGUCCUUACAGAAAUAACAGAGAAAUCGGACGAAUACAUCACUCGAGUGAAAAUCUCUCCGUGCAACCAAUACAUCAUUUACGGUCUAAAAUCCGGUGCUAUCAAGAAGUACACACUCCGCACUAAAGAGAUUAUCACGAUCAUGGAUGUGUACAGUCCAGUGCAGUACUUGAACUUUGUGAACCCAAACCUAAUGAUUGUUGCCGGCAAAAAUACUAGUUUGAUGGCGUACAAACUGACGUCGGCGGGAAACUGGAAGCCAGAAAUGAUGCAGAGAGGGAACAAUAAUCUUGGAUCGCAAGAGAUACUUAAUGAUAUUCAGGGUGUGAAGAAAAAGAAUGGCCACCUAGAACGGCUAUCAAGCUCGAGCAGUGAAACGAGUAUUUGCUCUAGAGACCGCGCUUUCCCAAAUGGUGACGUCAAAAGCCUUUGCCGAGGCAGUGUACUAGUCGACUGUUUCUGGAUUCCAGACUUAGGAAUCAUUACAGUAGAAUCUAACGCUACUAUCAAGCUUUGGGACAAGAAUUUGAAGCUCCUAACAAUACUGAACGGGCGGCAAGUCGAUGUGAUAAUCAGCUCUGCGGCGUUCAGAAGCAAUAUUCUUGUGAUCACCGAUAAACAUAAUAAGGCUUUCCAGACAUUCGAACUAAAAAUUAAUGAUGAAGUAGAACUGGAAACGAUUCAAGAAUACAGACUGAAUAACGUCAUCGUGUCGUGUGAGCUGACAGCCGAUGGCAAUAUCCUAGCCAUGGGGCUCUGCUCCGGGAGUGUUGUGGUAUGGAACGUGAAAGGAAGGCGGCAACUGAGUCUUCUAAAACACCACAAAUCCAAAGUCCACUGGUGUGCGUUCUCGCCGGUUCCAGAACGUUCCAACCGCAACUCGUUCCUAGCGUCUUCACCCCACCCAAUACAUUCGCCGACGCAAGACGAUGACGUUGAUACUGAAAACCCACCGCUCGUGUUGGUCACCAUGGCAACGGAGAUUGUUUGGUGGAACAUCACGCAUGUUAUGAAGGCGAAGAAAUUCAAAAUUGGAAAGAUAAGCUACAACGCUAUGACACCGAUCGGCAGUCCUCUUGAGAGUAGAUGUGAUACGCCAAAUACAAGCUUUAAUUCUGGUUCUUCAUCAAACCGCAAUGUUUUCUUCGGCGACAGUUACUUUGUGCCACAUCAAUGCUGGAAGGCUAUUUGGAAAGGGAAAACGUGCAAAGAAGGUUCUAAGAGGAAGGAAAUUCUAGCAUGCAUCAAGCUUUCAGGUAUGAACGCGAAGAGGCUAAGCCACGACGAUAAGUUCUCAUGCUUCGUCACAGUCGACAACCCUGGUCACAUCCAUAUCAUGAACGUAAUGAGGUCGAAUAAUACAUAGCAUUCUGCUAUUGCCAUACUAUCUAUAUACAAGAACUACGCAUAGCUAAAUGUCGUCAACUGUCAUACUGUCCUUCUCAUUGUUAAAUAAAAUCUAGAGACAAAUAUACAGUUUAGAACGACACUUAACUAAGCAUCGUUGUUCAUUACAGCUGUAAGUUGCAUGCAGCAAUAUCCAUACUUACACUCUUACUGCCCUAUAUUGUUUGAUAAAAUAUAUAUACUUGUAGUAUAAAAAUAACCCCAAAUAAUAUAUGCUAGACCGGAUUUAGAUUUAAUUUAACAUUGAACAAACUAGUUUAGCCAGCUAAUUUUGAAUGUCGUCUCUCUUGUCAAAUGAGAGGCAUUGACAGUCCUUGCAAGUUGUUUAAAGAACAGGUGUCAAGUUUAUUGAAAUCUCAUUGAAUAUAAUUAGGAAUCGAGUUCUAAGCUAUGUAUGUUUAAGUAUAUAUCAACAUAAAAACAAAGGAAAGACGAAUAUGAAGCAUAUCAAUUUAUGAAUCAACUACUUGAAGACGUAAAUACCUUAUCACUGCCUUUAAUGCAUUUAUUUUAUUUUCACGUAAGGUGCUAAACAAAUAAUUUUACGUUUAACACAUUUUUAUUUAAAGAAUUACUCUUUAAAUAAAAUAAAAAUGUGUUAAUAUAAGAUUUGGGAAUCACGAAUGUGUAAGUUUGUCUUAUUUUGCGGUCAAAGUAUUGAUCAUAUCAUUUGCGACUUUACAACUAAUAGCUCUUUGCUUUCUCUCUCACUCACUCUCUAUCUAAAUGAUAGAGAUGAAAUGUGGAAGAUGGGAGCUUACAAAUUGGAAAAACAUUUAUUUUUAGCAAUAUAUUUUUCAUUUAAAGUUAACGUUCUUACAAUCACCCUCCUUGCAACUUACACAUUGUUAGUCCUAAUACCUUUCAUAUGAGCCUAUAAUACUCGAAUAAGUUUUUACUCAAACAAAAUAACAUUUAUGGUGCCAAUUUUUACUAUUAUGAUGAGAGUUGAGUAGCCAAGAUCUCUACAAUAAUGCAUUUUAUUUUCUAAGUAAUAUAUAUCAUUUUUCAACAACUACUUUGUUUCAUCGAACGUCUACAUCAUAACGCCGCUCGAGCGUUGGUAUUUGUCUGCCAUUGUCGCAUAGAUGCUACAUCAAAUAUGUAGUGUCAAGCGAAACGCGACUUUAAGACUUAAAUGUAAAAUUGGUAUUAAAAUAAUAAUUUUCUGAAAUGCAAAUACAUAGCGUGAGUCGAAGAAUUUAUUUAGUGUGAAAAGAUUAUUCCAAGUUUUUUUUUAUCUCAGUAGCGUAAAUGAUCACUAAAACUAGAUUACUAUUUUUCUACUAGUCCUGUGCAUUUUCAUUAAGUUUUCGUAUGGAUAUUGUCCCAUGUAGCAUUAUUUAUCAUGAACAAACUGUUACUUUAGUAUAAUACGUAUAAGUACGAGAUUAUUGUAAUCUUAAUCCCACCAGUUUCGGUAUGCUUUAUUUGAUUUGGGGUUCGGCAUCCGGUGAUAGGAAAGUUCAAUUGUUUUUACUUUUAAAUAUAAAAUUUAAAUAACCACUGGAUUCAAAUACCAAGUCAAAACGCUACGACAGUUAUUGUUUUUGUUCGUUAGAUGAUAAUUAUAAUAUUAAUAUUUUAUUAUGAAUACUAGGGUAUUAUCACCCUAUCUGUAUUCUUGAAUAAUGCAAUAAUAUAAAAUAGUCUAGAUAGAGAUGUACCGACUUAUGACUUAAAGGUAAAUUAAUGCUAUAAAUAUUUUUAUAGCGACUCUAGUGAGAAAGAUUCAUUCAUAAAUUAUGCAACGGUUUAGUUACACAUAAUUUUGGGGUCGCCCGACUAGUUUCGGACUCAACCGGAGUCCUUAAUCAUAAGCUGAUGGGGAUGGCGAGUCGAACGCGUCAACGACCCCACUGAAACUAGGCAGAGAAUCCUGUUAAAUAGUGCGAGGAAACCGUUUUAUUAUUUUAUAAGUAAAAAAAAACAAUUUGAAGUAAAGCAAAGAAUACGAAAAUAAAAAGGGGGUAUUAUAGUCUUUUGCCAUACUAGAUUGUGUAAAAGAGAUGGUGCUACUUGCUAUAUGAAUUCAUCUUUGUCUAUUACUAGAACAAAUGUGGAACAAAGACUCAUAAUAUGCCCUCUACAGUCAGAUAACAACUCGGUUCAUCUCUUAAAUAAGAAAAAGUGAGUAACAUAGUUUAUGUAUGAAUUAUGUGCCAUUUUUCGGUUCUAAAACAAGAAUAGAAUAAUCAAAAAAUGUUUUUCGGUAUUAGAAAAUUAUAUUACAACUUUUUUAUUUAAUUAAAUUUAUUAAAAGUACAUUUUAUUGGUCAUACCUGUAGUCGAAUGUGCUAAAUUGUCAAUGAAAAUAUAUAAUGUUUUGAUAAGUUUUCAUAUCACGUAUUUGUCAUUGCGUAGGGCAAUUGUAUUCUUAAAUUUGUAAUUAUUUAAGUCCAUGAUAGAUCUCUCCAUUAAAUAUAGGUAUAUUUUUAAUUAUGAACUAAAAUAUUGUAAUGGUGCUUGAUAAUAAGAUAUAGUUAAAUCUAGUUUAUAAAUCCGGCAACUCUAAUCAAGUAUCGCAAUAAAUAUUAUUCGCGAUGAUGAAAGACAUAAAUAAUUUAUUUGUUUAAUAUGAGAGCUCAAAUAUUGAAGACUAAAGUGACUAGCGCACAAAGGUAAAAUCAAUGGGCACAAUAUUUUUAGUGUCAAUUUUGAGUAGUAAGUUUAUAAAUUAAUUCUAACCGGACAGACGAUAAUUACUUAAAUUUGUCACACCAAAAAUGUAUUAUCCGUUUACCGUCUAUCCGUAACAAAAAAUACUAUAAAUUUGAAACUCAUCAGGAGCUAAAAGUAGUAGAAGAUCAGGCCAUUAUUAUAAAAUUGCAUAUUAAAAUUCAAUUUUAGAGUUGCCGUAUAAAUAUUCUUUAUACGUAAAAGAAUGUUUAUGAGACUUUAACCUUUUGCUGUAGUGGUUAUUCAAUGUUACGUUAUUAUUUUAGAAAAUUAUUACUGUAUCUUCAUUUUUGUCACUCGGCAUAAGGUUAAUAAAAUACCUGCCAAAUGUGUGUUGUUAGGAUUGGGUUCCGUAGUCAGUUUUAUAUACGUAACAACUUGUACUAGGCUAAUAUUAAAGUGUUUUAUAUCCUUGACUCAAUCCAAGAUCCGCCUAAAUAGUGAACAAAAUAUUAUUAUUUAUUUCCGUCGUAAGUCAGUUUUUACCCUCAUAAUCUCAUAGUGAUUGAAUUUUCUAGAUUGCGGAACCCAAAUGUUUAUAAUGCUCAAUUUGUAUUUUACAAAUAUUGUAUAAAUUUAUAAUAUAAUGAUUUUAGACUCAGCAUAAUUGAUCAAAUGUCAAUGCAAUUUUCUACCAUCUUAAUUUUUUUUCAGGUAACAUCGAAAUUAUAUUUUACUAUGAUAAUUGGUUUUUGUAAUAAGGCAAA